This is a messenger RNA of Colletotrichum godetiae, 777 nucleotides long. RefSeq lists its product as uncharacterized. Gene Ontology annotation, cellular component: Golgi to plasma membrane transport vesicle; cell tip. Bases 1 to 777 code for a protein of 258 amino acids. Gene Ontology annotation, molecular function: guanyl-nucleotide exchange factor activity. Lineage: Eukaryota; Fungi; Ascomycota; Sordariomycetes; Glomerellales; Glomerellaceae. The transcript has a single exon. The record is from RefSeq and is a predicted model, not a curated record. Gene Ontology annotation, biological process: exocytosis.
AUGACAAUGACCGCCGCGCACCCGCCGCUAACGCCGCCGACCCUCUCCCUCUCAACCGAUCGCUCAGAGCAACAUUCCUGCCCCUCCUGCGGCGUCGUCCUCGAAGCGCCCCCCGCCCUUCUCGAAGCCCAGUCCCGCAUCGCCGACCUCGAAGCUCAGGUCCGCCUCCUCAACCAAAAGGCCGCCGCCGCCGUCGACCGCUGGGCCGACUACGAAGACGAACUCACACGCCUGCGAGUCGCCGCAUCCCACCGAACCUCCACCGCCGCCGCCUUGCCCGGUCUCUUACCCUCGCUGCCUCUCGCUCCCAGUCCCUCGCCCACCCGCACCAGCUUCCUGAGCGGCGGGGCGAACAGAUUGUCACAGCUGCUCAGCCCGCGGGGCAUGAAGUCCUCGCCGAACCUGCGCACGCCCUCGCCGCCGCCUGAAGGCCCCGCAUCGACGGAGGAUCUGCGGGAGGCGCUGGGAAGGGAGCAGAAGAUGAGGAUGGCGGCGGAGAGCAGGCUGAGCACGACGAGCCAGGAGGUGGAGGAGUUGAGCGUCAGUUUAUUCGAACAGGCCAACGAAAUGGUCGCGACGGAGCGGCGGGCGCGGGCGAAGCUCGAGGAGCGGGUCGAGACGCUGGAGAAGCGAGAUAAGGAUAAGCUGAGGCGGUUGGAUCGGCUCGAGGGGGCCGUAGGGCGCAUCGAAAGGGUGAGGUCGCUGCUGGGGGAGAUGAAUGCCAAGGAUGAGGGCGUGAGGGAGGCGGCUGAGCAGAAGAGGGCUUCGCAGCCGUGA